UCCUACCACGUGUGAUAACAUGGAGUUGUCUAUGCCGUUUUCGGUGACACAAAACGGCGAGUAUGCAUUAUAUUCGAGCCCAGACGGAGUUUUGAAGUUAUGGGAGACUGAUACAGGUACCCUUAGACAGGAGUAUACACCAAGCACACACCUGUCAGCAACGUGUACAUGUCUGGCGUGGUGUCCAACGGGGUACAGGUUGGAAAAACAAAGGAAAAAGAAAAAGAGGAAAUCUAAAGGUGAUGCGGAAGAACUUUUUGAAGAAAAGUGUAAAGAAUCUGAAAACCUGGUGGGCAUAGGAACUACAGCUGGAAAUAUCUUGCUUUACAAUACAAGACUUGGAGACAUACAGACAAAACUGGAUGGUGGCCAUAAUGAUAGAGUGACUGGAUUGAGUUGGCAACCUGAUGGUAACAGUCUGUACAGCUGCUCCAAUGACCACCAUAUCGUCCACUGGGAUGUUCCCAAUAAUUCUGUGAAGCAUAAAUGGAGGGCAGACAAAGGCAGCCUACAUUCUGUGUGUGUUUGUUCACCUCAUCACCUCUUAUCAGCAGGCAGAACCAUAAAACUAUGGAACACAGAAACUCAUGAAAUGUUAAAAAGAUUUACCGGCCAUGCAACAGAAGUGUUUCGGUUAAUACCUGUGCCAUUUACUUUGAUUUCAAAUGGAGAUUCAGUUGACAGUUUGUAUUUUCUGUCUGGUGCUGUAAAUGACAGAAUAGUAAAUGCUUGGCAUGUCGACACCAAGUCCUCAGAUAAGACAGCUGUAGCCUCGUUCUCCCUGCCGGAUGAACCAGUGAUGUUUGACAUCUCCAGAAAAGCACGCCCUGAUCAGAGUUUGUUGUUGACGGUUGUCACAAAGGCUGGACAGGUUCUUAUAUUUGAGCAUAAACUAAAUGGAAAAUUGAAGCGACCUGUGAGACCAAAAGUCACAAUACAGGUGGCAACGUCAGGUAAUAAUCAGGAAGUUCCAAGACCAAUUCCCAUUCUUGGUGUACAUAUCUGUGAAGACAAAAGUAAUAAUAUUUUACUGGUUCAUGGAAACUUUCUAAAACCAACAUUUGAAAAAUUGCCUUACAAGAAUACAGUCUCCGACAUAUGCUUGAUACGAGAGGAAAAAUCGAGGGGAUCACUUAAGGUGGAGGAGCCCACUGUAUCUAAGAUUAGGACCCCAGAUUUAUCUAAAGACAUGACAGUUCUGGUACCAGAAUUGAUGGCACCAAGUGUACCAUCAAUUAUUCCAGGAAAACGACGCAAGAGAAAAUCUUCAGCAUCAGAGAUGACGAUUGAAGCACGUCUAAAUGCUAUCGGUAUGGGGACUUCCAAGACAGACAAGGUUUCAAAGGCCCCACCUAAAACAGAUGGCCUUGGGAGGCUCCUGACACAAGGACUGCAGAGCAAGGACCACAAGAUCAUCAAUAGUGUGCUGAACCAGAAUGACUUGGUGAUAGAAAAUACAGUGAAAAGAAUGCCAGUUCAGUCCAUCAUCCCGCUUAUACAGCAUCUUACAACACUGAUGCAGGGACGUGCAGCAGGUUCCCACAAGCUUGUCAAGUGGAUCAAGAGCAUCCUUGUGGUUCACACAUCCUAUCUGAUGACGUUUCCAGAGGUGGUGGAAAUUUUCAGCUCUCUCUAUCAGAUGAUGGAUGCUCGGACGGCAGCCUUUAGUCGCCUCUCAAAACUACAAGGCAAGCUGGAUCUUAUACUCUCACAGAUAACAACCCAGGAGCAGCACGAAGAUGAGAGGUUGACAGGCCAGCAGCCACUGCUCAUGUACCAGGAGGAAUCAUCGGAUGAUGAAGAUGAGAUGGUUUUAGAAGUCAACAGUCAGUCUGAUUCUGAUGAUAAUCUUGACUUGUUUGACCUUGAUGAGCAGGAAACUGCAGGAGAAGAAUGCACUAAGAAUUUGGAGGAAGAUAUGGAAACGGAUGGCUAACGAAGAAGAGUGGCAUUAAAAUCCAUUACCGAAAGCAUUUGGACCAGGCAUAUAACUGGAAUAUAUGGCAGCAAAGGAGUGGCAUCUUUUAAUUGCAAAUAUACUACACUGUAUAGUGAAAACUUUGCUUUUUGUCAACUAUUAAAUAACAUUACCUAUGAAGUGUUCUAGGUAUCAUGUCUGCUUGGAACUUCACCCUGUUUAUGUCUUAUCAAUGUUUGACACUUUAAUACUUGGUGUUAAAGAAUAUGGUGUAACUUUUAAGUCCAAGAUAAAGAAAAUGGUGUAAUUUUUAAGUCCAAUAUAGAGAAAAUGGAGUAACUUUUUAAGUCCAAGAUUGGGAACUUUAGGUCACCUGAGACAAAGUCUCAAGUGACCUAUUGCGAUCGCCUUUUGUCCGUCGUGCCUCCGUAAACAAUUUACAUUUUCGACUGAUUUUUGGCUGAUUUGGUCCCCGGCCCCCAGGGGCCUGAGGAACGGGGCAAAAUUGACUAAAAUUUCAAAAAUCUUCUUCUCAAGACUGAGAUAUGGUAGAAUCAAAUAAUCUUCAUAGAUGGAAGGGUCUUGAGAUGCUUUACCAAAAGUGUGAAUUUCUUAACCCUGGGGUCUCGCGUUUCCCCCUGGGGAGGGGGUAGUAGAAUCAAAUCCUCUUCAUAGAUGGAAGGGUCUUAAGGUGCUUUACCAAAAGUGUGAAUUUCUUAACCCUGGGGUCUCACGUUUCCCCCUGGGGAGGGGGUAAACUUUACUAUAGUUUAUAUAGGGAAAUCA
This is a messenger RNA of Mizuhopecten yessoensis (Yesso scallop), 2704 nucleotides long. Its product is annotated as WD repeat-containing protein 43-like. Gene Ontology annotation, cellular component: nucleolus. Gene Ontology annotation, biological process: maturation of SSU-rRNA from tricistronic rRNA transcript (SSU-rRNA, 5.8S rRNA, LSU-rRNA). The transcript has 17 exons. NCBI's taxonomy places the organism in Eukaryota, Metazoa, Mollusca, Bivalvia, Pectinida, Pectinidae. Bases 20 to 1936 code for a protein of 638 amino acids. The record is from RefSeq and is a predicted model, not a curated record. Gene Ontology annotation, molecular function: protein binding.